AUGGGCGGCGUGUGGGGCCGCACGGCGCGGCUCGGCUUCCCCGCGGCCCGGGCGGCAGCGGCGGCCCCGGUCAGCGAUCGCCGGUGGCUGGGCUGUCUGUCCGGCACCGGGGCCGGUCCGCUGCUGCUGCUGGCGGCGGCGCUGCCCCGCGGCCCGCUCCCUCCGCCGGCUGCCCUCAGCGCCGCGCCUCACUUCCUGCGCGCCGGGGCGUGGCGCCGAUCCUGGGGCCGUCACUGCCAGACAGGCAGCAACCUGUCCGUGCACCCCCCCGGGGAACAGCCGGCUGCCAUGCCCGCCGCCGGCCCCGCCGCCGGCCCCGCCGAACCCCAGGCGCCGGCGGGCGACGAGUCCCUCCGCCGCGGCCGCCGGAGGAAGGCCAAGGAGGAGACCCAGGAGAAGAAGGUGAAGCGGCGGCAGAAGCUGAAGCGGCGCGGUAAAGCAGAGGGCGAGCAGGCCCAGCCUGAGGAGAGCGAGCUGGGUGACAGCGACCUUGAGCCCCCCCUGCCCAAGAAGACAAAAAAAGUCAAGGAGAAGAGCAACGGCUCCGAGCAUAUCUCCGCUGUAAGCAAUGAUGAGGCGUCCCUGGCCGCUGCAGAGCAGGAGAGUGAUGCCGAGGAGCUGACAGAAGAAGCAAAAGAAGGCGCCUUCUCCAAUUUUCCUCUCUCCGAAAACACCAUCAACCUUCUCGAAGCUCGAGGUGUAAAAUACCUGUUCCCCGUGCAAGUGAGGACUUUUCAACCCAUAUAUGACGGCAAAGACUUAAUUGCUCAAGCUCGAACAGGAACUGGGAAAACCUUUUCUUUUGCUCUUCCGCUGAUUGAAAAACUGCAGAGUGUCUCGCAAGAUGGGAGAAGAGGCCGUUCACCAAAAGUGCUGGUUCUUGUUCCAACCAGGGAACUGGCCACUCAGGUAGCCAAAGACUUCAAGAAUCUCACCAGGAAACUGUCGGUGGCUUGUUUUUAUGGAGGAACUCCAUAUAAAGCCCAGCUUGAUCUCCUUAAAAGUGGCAUUGAUAUUCUAGUGGGAACUCCUGGACGGAUCAAAGAUCACAUUCAGAAUAGCAAACUGGAACUUUCCAGUGUGAAGCAUGUUGUUUUGGAUGAAGUUGAUCACAUGUUAGACAUGGGCUUUGCUGAACAAGUGGAAGAAAUCUUAGGAUUUGCUUAUAAAAAAGGUUCUGAGAACAACCCCCAGACCCUGCUCUUUUCUGCAACUUGUCCACGAUGGGUAUAUGAUGUAGCAAAAAAAUACAUGAAAGAUGAAUAUGAACAGAUUGACCUGAUUGGAAAGAAAACUCAAAGGACUGCCACGACUGUGGAACACUUGGCUAUACAGUGUCGUUCAUCUCAGAGGGCAGGAGUACUUGGGGAUAUCAUUCAAGUCUACAGUGGCAGCCAUGGGCGGACCAUUGUCUUUUGUGAGACCAAAAAGGAAGCAAAUGAAUUGGCUAUGAAUGCUUCGCUCAAACAGGAUGCCCAGUCAUUGCAUGGUGACAUUCCCCAGAAACAGAGAGAAAUUACAUUAAAAGGCUUUAGAAACGGUGUUUUUGAAGUUCUGAUUGCAACAAAUGUAGCUGCCCGUGGUUUGGAUAUUCCUGAGGUUGACCUUGUUAUACAGUGUUCACCACCAAAAGAUGUUGAUUCCUACAUCCAUCGUUCUGGACGUACGGGUCGAGCUGGCCGGACCGGGAUCUGCAUUUGUUUAUUUCAGAGAAGAGAAGAAGAUCUUCUGAAACAAGUUGAGCACAAAGCGGGGAUUACAUUUAAGCGUGUAGGUGUUCCCUCUGCUACAGAUGUAAUUAAAGCUUCAAGUAAUGAUGCCAAAAAGUUGUUGGAGACCAUUCCUCCUUCUGCAGUAGACUACUUCAGACAAUCUGCUCAAGAGCUCAUAGAUGAAAAAGGGGCGGUUGCUGCCCUGGCUGCAGCUUUAGCUCAUAUUUCUGGGGCAUCUUACAUACAGCAGCGCUCCUUACUCAACUCAACGGCGGGCUUUGUGACCAUGGUGUUAAAGUGUUCAAUAGAAAUGCGUUCCAUGAGCUAUGCCUGGCGAGGACUAAAAGAACAGCUUGGUGAGGAGGUAGACUCCAAAGUAUCUGCAAUGCGUUUCCUCAAGGGGAAGACGGGGGUGUGCUUUGAUAUCCCUGUUGACGAACUGAGUAACAUACAGGAGCAGUGGAGGGACACCAGGCGCUGGCAACUGUCGGUGGCAAAGGAAUUGCCAGAGUUGGAAGAGUUCCCCCAGGAGGCAGGACGAGGGUUCUCCAGGUUUGGAAAUGGGAGACACGGUGACAGUGGCUUCAAGAGAAACAACUGGUUUAAGAAUGGAAACCGGGGACACGAUUUUAACAGGUCACUUGAUUAACCUCUGGUACAGAUAUGGACUGAGUUGAUUUUUAUCAAAAAGUAAAAGCUUGUUAGACGU
Molecule: messenger RNA, 2421 nt
Organism: Phalacrocorax carbo (great cormorant)
Lineage: Eukaryota; Metazoa; Chordata; Aves; Suliformes; Phalacrocoracidae
Source: RefSeq, a predicted model, not a curated record